Messenger RNA from Hibiscus syriacus, 753 nucleotides. RefSeq names its product GATA transcription factor 15-like. Gene Ontology annotation, biological process: regulation of DNA-templated transcription. NCBI's taxonomy places the organism in Eukaryota, Viridiplantae, Streptophyta, Magnoliopsida, Malvales, Malvaceae. The transcript has 3 exons. Gene Ontology annotation, molecular function: zinc ion binding; sequence-specific DNA binding. The record is from RefSeq and is a predicted model, not a curated record. The coding region runs from base 264 to 707 and encodes 147 amino acids.
GGAUCCCCCUGCGUGCGGUGCUUUAUGUCGGUUUGAUUCGUUUCCUGCCACUUGAAAAUUUUCCUUUUCUUUCUCUAACUUUCUCUCCUGAGAAAACUGUCAGUCUCUCUGAUCAGCACAAAGCAAAGCCACCCACUUCAUUCCCACCUUUUGGAUCAUUUUCCAUAUCUUGAUCCGUUUUUCACUCGAAACUUCACUGCUCGUUUGAGUUCUGUUUGUUUUACAACUUGAGUUGGUUCCAGAUCUUCAACAAAAAUCCAACAAUGCUGGAUCCAAGUGAAAAAGGAUCAUAUUCGGAAGAUCAAAGUUACGAACAUCAAGAAACGAUCUCACCUACCAGAUCUCAAAAUCAAAGCGUUUUCAACGAACAAAUCAAGAAAAUUUGCGCCGAUUGCGGUACUUCUAAGACCCCUCUUUGGAGAGGCGGCCCAGCUGGUCCCAAGUCAUUGUGCAAUGCUUGCGGGAUCCGAAGCAGGAAAAAGAGGAGAUCAAUAAUCGGACUAAAGAAAGCGGAAGAGAAUAAAUCAAAGAAAUCAUCAAACAGCCCUAGAAAUUUAGGUGAUAAUCUGAAGCAAAGGUUGAUAUCAUUGGGUAGAGAGGUUCUGAUGCAAAGAUCAACGCUCGAGAAUCAAAGGAGAAAGCUGGGCGAAGAAGAACAAGCUGCUCUUCUUUUGAUGGCUCUCUCUUAUGGUUCUGUUUAUGCUUAAUUUAUCCGGGCGUCUAACCAUUGUUAAGUGAUUUUUGCUCAAUUCU